UACUGUUGUUUCACAAGCAUGUUCUACUGUGUGGUCUAGAUUCUUUAUUUCCAAGUAUUUCCAAACUGUGAUCAAUUCUCAUAAAAAUAGUAAAAAAAAAAAAACCAACAACAACCGGAUAGGGCCUUGUAGUUAAAAGGUGCAAUAAUGUAAUACUCUGAGUUUUCCAAGUUUGUUUUUACUGAACAAGAACAACAAAAAAGCUAGUUACAAAGUAGAAGAGUAAUACAGUAGUUAUGCCUGCAUCAUAUGACUGGUUCCAGCCUUCAGGUGCAUAGAUGUUACCGUUUCUGAAAACCAAGCUAUUUCUGCAGUGUGUGUUGGAAGGCCCCACCUGCUCCUCCCUUCUCAAACAAACAAACAAACAAAAAAAAAAACAACACGUAUGAUCUAGCAAAUUCAGCCAAAAACCCAAUAGUACAGUAUUGGGUAUUAAAUGUGCUGAAAGGACAGUGUUAACUGCCUUGCAGCAAAUGUCUUAUUUCCCAAAGACAGGGUUUGCUCUCAAUUUCAACAUCAUAAUACUAAGGUAUUUAAUUAGAGUAUAGCUUUAAUCUUGAUGAUUGUUGUUAAGUUAGAAACUUUGUCAUAUAUUUUUACUUGUAUCUCUUUAGUGUGAAAAGACGUUGAACUUAAUGGAGCAGAUGGAACAUCUUCAGGUACCUUCUCACAUUAAACGUCUACAGGAAGAUAUUUAUACAAUGACAACAUGGUCGAGCAGCGUAGUUAAAAAGAACGAAGAACUGCAGAAGAAUCUGACAACCCUUCUUCACGCAGUUGCAAGUGUUGAAGAGAAUGCAGCUUCUGUAGCCAAAAAUGUAACUUUGAAGAUUGUGACAGUAAAAACUGACAUAAGACGUAUUUCAGGCCUGGUCUCGGAGAUGGCCGCACUGACGGAGUCUUUGCAAGCAUUGGAAGAUAAGGUAGAAAAAGGUGAAAAGAAGACGAUAGAAAGCAUAAGUGAUCUGAUUACCAGUAGCAUCGACCGAAGUACAGAACUACAAAACUUGGCGUCCAGUAAUGCAAGAAAAAUUGAGCAAAUUAAGACAGCUUUGUCUGAGUUAAGGAGUGACUUUAACAAACAUUCAGAUAGACUUUUGAAUCUCGAAGGAGACAGAGCAAAAGUUCUGAAGACCGUUACUUUUGCAAAUGAUUUAAAACCCAAGAUGUACAAUCUUAAAAAGGAUUUUGCCACCUUGGAGCCAUUAAUAAGCGACCUAACACUGAGAAUAGGAAGAUUAGUUGAGGAUGUGUUACGACGGGAGAAAGAAAUUGCUUUACUGAAUGAGAAGCUGACCAAUCUAACAAGAGUUCAGACUGAGAUCAAAGGUAUGAAAGAAGAAAUAGCCAAGAUCUCGGGCAUUAAUUGAUCACUAGAAAAGACACUGCCUACGAAAUAGCAAUGUUUGAGGAGUGUUACUCCGUCAUGAAUAGUGCUAAGAAAGACAACACUUAAAGGCUUUGUUUAGAAGCACACUGGAACUUUGAAACUUCUUUCUUUUAAAAGAGAAGAAAAAAAAUACUGAUUUUGAGGGAAAACAAGCUAUAAUUUGAACAAAAAACUUGUUUCUGUGCAUAUUUAUGUCUUUCCGAAGGGUGACAGGUGCUAUAUUUAAUUAAAUGCUUGUUUUGUACAAUAAAACAGUAUUGAAGCAUAAAAUAUUGAUCUUCAGCUUUCCCUUUCCUGCUUCAAA
Lagopus leucura (white-tailed ptarmigan) is the source of this 1694-nucleotide messenger RNA. RefSeq names its product inhibitor of nuclear factor kappa-B kinase-interacting protein-like. Lineage: Eukaryota; Metazoa; Chordata; Aves; Galliformes; Phasianidae. The transcript has a single exon. The record is from RefSeq and is a predicted model, not a curated record. Bases 636 to 1370 code for a protein of 244 amino acids.